Molecule: messenger RNA, 2208 nt
Organism: Gregarina niphandrodes
Lineage: Eukaryota; Apicomplexa; Conoidasida; Eugregarinorida; Gregarinidae
Product: trehalose-6-phosphate synthase
Exons: 1
Coding region: 1-2208 (735 amino acids)
Biological process (GO): trehalose biosynthetic process
Cellular component (GO): alpha,alpha-trehalose-phosphate synthase complex (UDP-forming); cytosol
Molecular function (GO): catalytic activity
Source: RefSeq, a predicted model, not a curated record
AUGUAUAAUGCCUACGUGGAAGCCAACCAGGAAUUUGGCCGAGUAGUUAAGACGAAAUACUUUGAGCUUAAGCAACAGAACCCUUCUGAGCAGAUCCUAAUAUGGGUACACGACUACCACCUUAUGCUGUUACCUAGAAUUAUUCGUCAAUACUUGAAUGGUGACAAUCAACAUGGUGACAACCAAAAUGGUGACAAUCAACAUGGUGACAACGAACAUGGUGACAACGAACAUGGUGACAAUCAACAUGGUGACAAUCAACAUGGUGACAAUCAACAUGGUGACAAUCAACAUGGUGACAAUCAACAUGGUGACAAUCAACAUGGUGACAAUCAACAUGGUGACAACCAUCAUGACAAUCAUAUUGGCAAUCAUAAUGGCUAUGACAGCGACUUACAGAUCGGGUUUUUUCUUCACACUACGUUUCCUCAUCCUUGUAUGUGGCGUCGAAUCAAGGAGCGGAAUCCCCUAUUACUGGGCAUGUUGUGUUCAGACUUGAUUGGUUUCCAUAUAUAUAGCUACAAACGAAGUUUCAUGGAUGCUUGCCAGCAGUUAUUAGACGUGAAGUUGCUAUCUUCACAUAUAGACGCACGUGGAAUAGGUGGUUGUAAAUCGUUGGUAAAAGCAAUGCCCAUUGGUAUCGAUCCGUAUAAAUUUGUUAAGGCAUCGAGUACAUCAGCGCAGAAGUUGUCAGCGGAGAAGUUUAAAGAACAAUACCAAGGUCGUUUAAUAGUACUGGGUGUGGAUCGUUUGGAUUACAUGAAGGGUAUUUAUCAGAAGUUGCGUGGUUACCAAAAAUUUCUAGAAAUGUAUCCGGAUAUUGCGAUGAAUACGGUGCUAGUGCAGUUGGCUGUACCUUCUCGGGGUGAAGUGGAAUGUUACAAGAAAUUAAAAACUGUGUGCCACACACUUGUUGGUGAAAUAAAUGGGAAAUAUAGGUCUCCUCAAUCUGUUGGCAGUGGUACUAGUAGUGGUCCAUUUGUUGAAUUCCUAGAUCAAUCUGUUCAAUUUAAGCAGUUGUUGGAUUUGUAUAUAUCAGCUGAUGUUUGUUUGAUUUCUUCUGUUCGAGAUGGGAUGAAUUUGGUAGCAUGUGAAUUUGUUGCUAGUCAAUCAAGUCAAACUCCAGGUGUGUUGGUCAUGUCUCAAUUUGUUGGAGCAGAUCGAUCCUUGGCAUACGGUGCAGUUUCCAUGAACCCUUGGUCCCCUAGCGCUAUAGCCGAUGCUUUAUAUCAUGCCCUGACCUUGUCGCCCGAAGCGAAACAGCGAAAAGCCGCAUAUGGACGGAAUAAUGUGAUUGAAUUCAGCGCAGAAAAUUGGGCAAACACGUUCGUUAAAUAUUUAGUUACUAAGCCUGAACCAAAUCUUGGUAAUAUUCCCAGACCAUUGAAUAUACAAGACUUAAUCAAAAAAGUUAAACAGACCAAUCACAUCAGAAUAGUAGUUAAUCUGGAUGAGAUAAAAUACGUACCCACGUUUCCAAUGGUCGGAGAUGAAAUGGUCGCAGAUGAAAUGGGCGUCGGAGAUGAAAUGACAAAGCUAAUUUCGGUGUUAUAUGUAACUCACCAAGACCCGGAAAUGGCGUUCGACUUUGAUCGCAUUCCUGGGGAUAUCUUAACUCCUACAAGAUAUAGGAACGCUGGCGAGUGGCACGACACACAACGGGGGGCAUCAACGGAAAGACUUAUUGUGGGACCUGAGAGUAUUGGUUCAUCAUUCGACCACAUGACGACCAAUAGUGUGUUAGAAGGCAACACCAGUCAAAUGACCAGUAGGGUUCAUAGUGCAGCACCAAGUCACGAGCCGAGUGAAGCGCCGAGCGAGGUAGUGAGUUCGAACUCCUCUUUUAGGAUCGUGGAUGGCAACUACUGCGACCAAAUUGAGGAACGAUUGGUCGAGAGAUGUGAUAUGCUGACCCAUUCGAUAAGGACUGUACGUCUGGGCAACUUCAUUCAGGUUGAUCUCGAGUUGGCAACCCUGAAGUCCUAUAUUUGGGAGUUACUUGCUCAUGACGACGAUGUAAAGAUACAGGAUGUCUCAAACCACCGACUAUGGAUACACCAUAUCGAUGAUCUACCGGAAGUCCCCGAACUCCGAAGUUUUACCAACCCCCCUUCUCCAGACACCCUCGUCAUCACCAUCGGAAUCGACGUCGUACAUCCACCUUCACAUGAUCUCUCCAUCGUCAUUCAGUAUGUCUCACACACCUGA